ACGUCGUAGCGGCAGGACAGGACGCCCCAAGGCCACUGCUGCCAAUCACUGCUGGACUCGCUGCUAUAAAGCAUAACGCCACCCACACCUCACCGUAGUCCAUCUCGCAACCAUUCGACAUGCAGCUUCUGAUCCUCGCCGCCGUAGCCGCCGUGGCCUUCGCCGCCCCAGAUUAUAGCAAAACUCUGCCAUCCGAAGACCACUCCAGCGAAGAGGUGGUCGAGGUGGUGGUUCCCAUUCUGAGGGACGACCGCGUGCAGGAGGAGGACGGACGCUUCAGCGUGGACGUGGAGACAGGCAACGGCAUUGUUCUCUCCGAGUCUGGCUCUCCUGCAGGGCCAGACGGUGCCGUGGUGAUGGCCGGAGCCUACGCCUACACCGCUCCUGACGGCACUCUGGUCGAACUGAGAUUUGUGGCUGACGAGAACGGCUACCAACCAGAGUCUGCCCUGCUGCCCGUGGCCCCCGAGUUCCCGCACCCCAUCCCUCAGUUCGUGCUGGAUCAGAUCGCCUUCGCCGCCGAGGAGGACGCCGCCGAAGAGCUCGCCAACGUGUCCGUCGAGGAGGUCGCUACGACUUACGCUGAACCAAGCUCCUCCGAGGAACAAGUCCCCGCAGCUGCCUCCAGUGUGAAUGAAGCCCCUGCAGCUCCCAUCAGUGUGAAUGAAGCCCCUGCAGCUCCCGCCACUGUGUAUGAAGCCCCCACAGCUCCCAUCAGUGUGUAUGAAGCCCCCGCAGCUCCCCUCAGUGUGUAUGAAGCCCCCGCAGCUCCCCUCAGUGUGUAUGAAGCCCCCGCAGCUCCCCUCAGUGUGUAUGAAGCCCCCACAGCUCCCGCCACUGUGUAUGAAGCCCCCGCAGCUCCCCUCAGUGUGUAUGAAGCCCCCACAGCUCCCGCCACUGUGUAUGAAGCCCCCACAGCUCCCGUCAGUGUGUAUGAAGCCCCUGCAGCUCCCGCCACUGUGUAUCAAGCCCCUGCAGCUCCCGCCACUGUGUAUCAAGCCCCUGCAGCUCCCGCCACUGUGUAUCAAGUUCCCGUUUAGCUGAUGAUGAGACGCUUCCAUAACGUGAAUUGUAUGCCUUCCUUUACUAAAUAUAUCAACUGUUUUGCCUCA
Molecule: messenger RNA, 1112 nt
Organism: Eriocheir sinensis (Chinese mitten crab)
Lineage: Eukaryota; Metazoa; Arthropoda; Malacostraca; Decapoda; Varunidae
Exons: 3
Coding region: 120-1040 (306 amino acids)
Source: RefSeq, a predicted model, not a curated record